UCCGGCAUCCCGGUCCCGCCCCGUCGUCGGCGGUGACGGGAGCACGCCGAGGGUGACUUCACCCUCCAACAUGGCGGCGGCGGUAGAUUAGAGCCGCGGGUGGAAGUAGUCAUCGCCGUUGGGGGACCCUGUCGGAAGCAACUGCCGCCGCCGACGCCUCUUUCAUCUCUUCUGGGGCAGGGGCCAGGGCCAGGUCUGACACAUCUGUAAGUAAACCUCCUGGGGACUCUGUGAGCCAAAUCAAUGGCGUCUUCUACUACAGUACCUCUAGGAUUUCACUAUGAAACAAAGUAUGUCGUUCUCAGCUACUUGGGACUCCUCUCUCAGGAGAAGCUACAAGUGCAACGGCUUCCCUUACCCCAAGGGAUUCAACUAGAUGUAGCUUCACAAUCUCUGGACCCAGAAGUUUUAUUGAAAGUUAAAUCUGAAAUUGAAGAAGAGCUAAAAUCCCUGGACAAAGAAAUUUCUGAAGCCUUCACCAGCACAGGCUUUGAUCGUCACACUUCUCCUGUGUUCAGCCCUGCUAACCCAGAAAGCUCAAUAGAAGAUUGCUUGGCCCAUCUUGGAGAAAGAUUGUCCCAAGAACUGAAAGAACCUCUGCGUAAAGCAUUGCAAAUGCUCCUCAGCCAGCCAGUGACAUAUCAGGCAUAUCGAGAAUGUAUACUGGAGACUGCAGUUCAUGCCAGCGGCUGGAAUAAGAUUUUGGUGCCUCUGAUUUUGCUACAACAAAUGCUUUUGGAGUUGACAAGACGUGGUCAAGAGCCUUUGAGUGCACUGCUGCAGUUUGGCGUGACGUAUCUGGAGGACCAUGCAGCAGAGUACAUCAUUCAGCAAGGUGGCUGGGGCACUGUCUUCAGUCUUGAGUCCGAGGAGGAGGAAUAUCCUGGCAUCGCUGCAGAAGAUAGCAAUGACAUUUACAUUCUGCCCAGUGACAAUUCUGGACAAGUCAGCCCCCCAGAGUCACCAACCGUUACAACCUCUUGGCAGUCGGAAAGCCUGCCUGUCUCAAUGUCAGCGAGCCAGAGCUGGCAUACAGAAAGCCUCCCAGUGUCCCUUGGCCCUGAGUCCUGGCAGCAGAUUGCAAUGGAUCCUGAAGAAGUCAAAAGCUUGGAUAGCAACGGAGCUGGAGAGAAGAGUGAGAACAACUCUUCCAACUCUGAUAUUGUGCAUGUGGAGAAAGAAGAGAUCCCUGAGGGUGCGGAGGAGGUGGCCGGGGCUGCUUCUGCUGUGCCUACCAGGGAGCCACAAGAGGCUUUGCCCGGAGCCCCUGCUCCCUUGCUUCCACACAUCACUGCCACUUCUUUGCUGCAGACAAGGGAACCUGACCCGGAAGUGAUCACAGUUGAGGAAGUCAGCCCUGCUCCAUCUCUGUUCGUAGAACUCAGUGAAGAAGAGGUAAGAGCAGCCACCAUGGAGCCUCAUGAAGUGGAUGAGGGGGUGCCCCCUUCACUGCUGAGGGAAAAGGAGGCUCCUGUGAGGAAGGAGAGGCUCAGGAGGGAGUGCCCCCCUGCCCAGGAGGUAAAGGCCCUCCCCGUGCCUGAGGCCAAGUCUGUACUGCUCUUCGGAGGGGCUGCUGCUGUGGCCCUCCUGGCAGUGGCAGUUGGGGUCGCCCUGGCUCUGAGAAGAAAAUAGUGGCUUUUUCAGAAGAGAAAGAAGAUGAAAAGGGUCUAAGGUUUUAGUUGUAUUAGCUGGAAUUUGAGGUGCCAGCAUCUGAUUGGACAUUUAAGGAACACGCUGAGAGAAUUGGGAAUGUCUGCUCAACAAGCAGUGGCCUGACCCACACAUUGGGGCCAGUGGUAGAUAGAGUGCAUUCACUAUGAUCUCAUCGUCAGUUCCAAGGGCCUUGGCUCGUGCUAGACUCAGAAUCAUGACUAAAGUACUCCCUGUAGAACAGGGUUUCUUGGCGUUUCAAUGCUCCCCUGUUAGAGAGGCUCCUGUGAACUGGAGGAUGUCAGCAACGUCGCUGGCCUCUGCCCACUAGAUGCUGGUAGCACCCCAUCCCAGUGAGGAAACCAAAAAUGUCUCAGACAUUGCUAAAUGUCCCCUGUGGGCAAAGUCACCCCCUGUGGAGGUCCACUGCUUUAGAGGGAGAGGGUUACUUUUGGGAAACCCAGGGUAGAAACUCCCAGGCUUAGCUGUGGGUUUAGUUUGUCUUGAUGAACAGCCUGUGUUCCGCAGCAGCUCCUCUUUUGCCUCCUCUUCCCCCACCAUCCUGUAGUGUAAGGGCGCUGUCCCUGGGUCACACCACCCCACAGGCACUGUGCUGCUCUUCUCCCCAUGUCCCCAGGCGGUCUGUGCGAGAGGGUUCAUCUGCCCCAUGCCUCUGCCAUGCCCGAUGAGCCCCCGAGGCUUCCUGCAGCUUCACUUUGCAGAGAUGCUGCCUUUAUGAAUCUUGAAAGAAUUAAAUAGACAGUAACAAAAAUCCAGGCCCAGGCUUCCCUAACCUGUAAGUUACUGGCUGCAGAGACAUCUGUCUUUAGAGGCAGGGUGGUGACCCGACCAGGGGGCCUCUUCAAGCCCUUUUUGUCACGGUCACCCCACUUUCCUGUAGUGACUGGCUUGCCAGCACCUCGGGGAUCGUGUGCUGCUGUCUGGCCCUGGGUCAGUAUAUUCCAGUAUCUGGCCUGUCCCAGGACUGGUUGUCCAGCUCUGUGGGUCUCUUAUUAUGUGGUAUUAUGAGGAUUGUCAUCCUCACACUUACAGAGCGAAUUGGGACAUAUUAACUGUGCUAUCAUUGAAAUAAAAUGAUAAAUAUUUUAUCAAUCCCAAAUAUCACUGAAAUUUAAAGUGAGAAUAAAAAGCUUAAACUUUAAGUCUGAGGCUACCGUGAGGUUCUAGUUUGGCCUUCACAGUAUGGAGGCCUCUUCACCUGAACUCUUCACGGCCCAGAUGCCAAGGGAAAGAAGCUGGAGGGACCCAGGCCACUGUGCGGUUGAGGGGCAGCAUGGCUGAUCCCACCCCUCAGGAGGGGUGGGGCUGUGUCCUUUCACAGCUGAGGGGCACAGUGACUCUGCAGGGCCCACAAGCUUGAUAAGAAGUCAUCUCAGAUUUAUCUUAGUGGAUGUAACAAAUUACUUUUUAGAUCCUGAAAUUUAUAAUAAAAAUACUUUACCUACCCUGAUCACUAAGACCUGACGUUUUGAAUGUGCUUUCUUUUUAAAGUUAAAUUUUGAAAAUCUCCUAAAGCAAUACUUUUUUUUUUUUUUUUGGUACCAGGGAUCGAACUCGGGCCCUUGCACUUGUGCAGCAGGCAGCGAAACCACUGAGCUAAAUCCCUGGCCCCCUAAAGCAAUACUUUUUAAAGCUGGUUAAGAAGAGACCGGGUGUGUAUUCGUGUUUUACAGACCUAUCAUCCUCUCUGUCUCUGUUCCGAAUCUCAGUGUCCAGUUAGAGAGUGAUACAGUGGGGCUCAGUUCACAAACGCUUUUUGCAAAGUUUGGUUUGCAAACAAGCAUUUGCCAACAGCAUUUGUUUUUGUUUGCAAACUCUGCAUCGGGUGGCAAACACAGGUAUAGCCAUCUUUCCCACACAAACACAAAGGUGGCCAUCUUUCCAGAAUCGUAGAACAGAUGAAGUUCGUGAACCGAGGUAGCACUGUGUUUGUGAGGGUUUGGAUGUAUCUUGGUGUGAUGUGGCUGGAGGUGAGGGCAGAACAAGGCGAGGGAGGUAAUGUUGUCUCCUUGGGCUCUGCUAGUUGCCCGGGAUUAGUGUGUACUCUAAUUGUUAUAUUUGUGUUUGCAUAGGUUAAGAGCAGAGGGACUGGUAAGUUCCCUUGAUUUUUUUCAAAAAUCUUUUCACAAUAAAGUAUUUUCCUUCCAGUGUUACUCUGGAUCCUCACAGCUAUUGGCUGAGCACAUUUAAGUGCUAACAGAAGUUUGGUUGUUUUGUGAGCUGCUAAGAGGCAAUAAAUAUGUGGCUUAGAUAUUUUGGGUCUGUAUUCUCCACCAAGGCAAGAAUAAGGAAGCCAUGAGUUGAGCUGACACUUGCUACUUUUUUAUUGUCCCACCCAUUGAACAUUAAAGUAUUUUGGCCAAGUAUAUUUUCAGGGUGAUGGUAAAUACUCUCUUCCGUUGACUUUCCUGAGUGAUAGAGUUUGUCAGAAUCUCUAUUCUUUCUUCACUUCCUUCUUUGCUCCCCUGGCCAAGGGCCCACAUUGAGGGUUGCUGCUUACUGCAGCUCCUGGGUUUUGCAGGUACAUAUUUAAAAAAUUAUUUCUCAAGUCCUUCUCCUCUUUUAGGGCCUGAUAGGAGGCCCUUCCUUCUCAUUCCCUGACUCACAUAAUAUCUAACUCUAGGUGAAGGAGAGAUUCAGAAUACACCCAGUUUAGAGACUGCAGGUAUCAGAAUUAAGAGCAUCACCCCAUUUGUCCUCCUGCAUUCUUUGUGAACUGUACAGGGAAAGUUUGAUUAGUUCUGUAGGACUUUUUUUUGUAGCUGAGGUUCUCUUGGGCCUUGUCCAUUUUAAGCACAUGCUUGACCACUGAGCUACACCCUCAGCCCUCUGUAGAACUCUUAACUGCUCUAUUGAAUGUCAUGAUUUCUUAUCACUUGGCAUAAAGCCAGUGAAGGUUUUCUCAGAAAAAUACAAGGGUUAAAGAAUGUCAGCUCAUCCUCUGUACUGAUGUGGUGAUUCAGAGCCCACAGACCCAUGCCUUAGGAGGACACUCAGGAUCUUUACUGCCCUCUAGGGCACAUUCUUGGUCAGGGAACAGAUUGUUGACCUGAUUGUGCAUCCCCCACCCCAGGGCAUCCCUGAUUCUUCUGCUUGCUGGUGUGCCUGUCCAUCUCACAGCAAAUGCAGCCACCGCCUAGGUUUGGGGGCAGUAAACAGUGAACUCAGAGAUGUUUUGAACCACAACCGAUGGUCUCAGGCUUUGUGCCAGUUCCAUCUGAUGAUACAGAAGCAAUGCCUGCUCCUUGGCGUUUUCUCUGAAGGUGUGUGUGUGACAUGGACAUUUGACUUUUGGAUUAAGAGCCAUUUCAUAGAAAUAAAAGAUUGUGUAGGUAAGAAUUUUUUCCUUUCUCAGUUUCUUUUCACAGAUUCUCUUCCACAAAACUUGAGGUAUAAUGACCAUAUUAUUUAGCAAGAGGGUCCAUACUUGAUCCCUGAUAGGCUCAACUGUUCAUUCACUGUGCCAGAACCCAGACUUGCUGUUAAAUAAAGAUCACCUCCCCACUGGGAGAUUAGUGUUUAGGAGGUGCUUGUUUUCCAUAUUAGUGUCCUCUUCCUAGAAAAAAACUGUAGGAAACUUUAAUUUUUGCAGAUGUUGAGCAUUUGCAACAUGCCUGUAGUUGUUGCAGUGCUCUCAUGGGCCUUAGUACACCUGUACCUUUGUGGUUCUGAUAGCUAUUCCUAUCCCUUUGCUUCCCAUAACACUGAGAGUCUUAUGUAGCCCAGGCUAGCUUCAAAACUCAUGGCAGGGGUUGGGGAUGUAGUUCAGUGUCUCCACGCCUGCCUGGCAAGUGCAAGGUCUUGAGUUUGAUCCCUGGUAUAGAUGUUGGGGUGGGGGGGACGACUUCACAGAAAUCCUGCCUCAGCCUCCCAAGUGCUGGCGUGAUACAUGUGCAACACCAUGCCUGGCUGCUGUUUUGUCCAGGUUCUUAUGCUGUGAUUGUGCAAAGUUGGCAGUGUUGGUGGGCUGGGACAGGGGCCAAGACUAAGUGCCAGCCCGCAGCCGUAUGCGUCUUUGCUCUGCUCGCCUGUUUGGUGUCUAUAGAGGUACUGUAUCGGUGUAAGUGCUGAGCGUGUUCUACUGUGGAAAAAUAAGGUGGUGGCCAGGGCUUCUCUGAUGGCACCAAAUGGAUGUCUUCCCUCAGUGCCAGAUGAGGUCCUUGUCAUUGCUGGUGACUCUUCACCAGCUCUUAGUGUGCUGGUUUGCUUGUGAACAAGGCUGUGUGAUGUGACACAGGAAUCAAGUGCCGAGUGGGACAGGUGAAAGUGCUGACACAUUUUUCUCUUCUGGUUCUUGGUCCCAUCGCUUUUUCCUUGCGGAAGCUGUCAGCCCCGGGGUGGGGAUGUGGGUGGGGAUGUGGGUGAGGUGCGGAACACCUAUAGGGUUCGAGUGGCCUCUUGCCCCUCAGGUUACCAGUUCAGGGCUGGCUGGGAACAUCAUGCUCAGCCGAUGGAUGACUUCGGUGAAAAUCCUCAGCCUCCCACAGCAGUCAUGGCAACUGCACUCGGUUACAGAAAGUCAGCUCCGCAGUGCACAAGACUAUCCUGUAGUUGGGUCAUGUGUGAGGAGGGUUCCUCAAUUGGAAACUCAUGAUACUAAGGUACUACUAAUACAGCCCAUGUUCCCCUGCUUCAUGCAGGGCUGGCUAACCUCAGCCUGCCUUGCCAUGUUCCUGUGCAUCCAAACCCUCAGGGUCUUUCCCAUGUUUGUUUACACCCUCAGAGCCCUUGCUAAACAGUGCUCAGUGUCCCUCAGGUAGGAAUUGUUCUCAGGGUUAGAAGCAGCAGUUGGCUCAGGUGAUUCUUACUGUUCUCGCCUCUCUGUGGGGACACAUUACAGUGCUGCUUGCUUCAGGGGCUGCUCUUUGCAUCAUCAGAAGAAACUAGUCCCUGAAUGUACUAUGUAAACAGAAGUUACUGGUUUGGUGCCUCCUCCAAGAAAGGAAGCAGAUGGCCAUUUUCUCUGUGAAGAGCCUAGACUAGGUCCAUUUCUGAAAUGCUUUGUGUACACAGCACUGUUGGCUAGCACCAAAAAGAAAGAUGGGAUUUAUUUUUUCCUAGACCUGUACUUUCCUAUUGCAGUCUUCCAUUUCUGUCUUCCUUCAGAAUAAAAGUGCCUCUUUCUACAUAACUCAUUUCUUAAUUAAAUUGGUUCCAAUGUCCUCAUCUCUCCCAGAAUGCUGGAAUUAAAUGCUAAUUUUGGCAAUUAA
Heterocephalus glaber (naked mole-rat) is the source of this 6881-nucleotide messenger RNA. RefSeq names its product BCL2 like 13 (gene Bcl2l13). Gene Ontology annotation, cellular component: mitochondrion; membrane. The record is from RefSeq and is a predicted model, not a curated record. Lineage: Eukaryota; Metazoa; Chordata; Mammalia; Rodentia; Bathyergidae. Gene Ontology annotation, biological process: apoptotic process; regulation of apoptotic process.